AGCGAGGGAAGUGUCUGCAGGCCGAGGAGCCUCGGUAAGUGAACGCUUCCCUUCCGAGCGCUGACUGUGGUUCAGCCAGUCCUGACUCGAUAAACUGGAAGACAAUGCAAAGAGUUUCGAGGUUAAAAAAGGAGCUGCAGUUGCUGGCGAACCAGCCUCCACCUGGUAUUUCUUGCUGGCAGAAAUGUGAUCAAAUGGAUGAAUUACGAGCACAAAUUUUGGGAAGCGCUGAUUCGCCAUAUGAAGGGGGAAUAUUUAAUCUUGAAAUUAUUGUUCCUGAAAGAUACCCAUUUGAACCUCCAAAAAUACGUUUUCUUACUCCAAUAUAUCAUCCCAACAUUGACACAGCAGGAAGGAUCUGCUUGGACAUCUUGAAGUUGCCUCCAAAGGGAGCCUGGCGGCCAUCUCUCAACCUCUCUACUGUGUUGACAUCAAUUCAUUUAUUGAUGUCUGAACCUAAUCCAGAUGAUCCUCUCAUGGCUGACAUUUCAUCUGAAUUCAAAUAUAACAGGCAGUCUUUUGUGGAAAAUGCAAAAAAAUGGACAUUAAAGCAUGCAACACAAACAAAGGACAAGAUACCUGCAUAUCUCAAAGAGAAUCUGAACCAGGUCGAACCAGAUGUAACCAAGGAAAGACCAAUACCACGCAAAAGAUCUGCUUGUGAUUCUGACGAUGCCAAAAAAUUCUGUUUGUAAAUAAUGGAGUAUUUGUAUAUUCAAUGUUAUUUUUUAAUGUUUGUAAUUAUUCUGCCAAAUUGUCACUU
Molecule: messenger RNA, 763 nt
Organism: Mobula hypostoma (lesser devil ray)
Lineage: Eukaryota; Metazoa; Chordata; Chondrichthyes; Myliobatiformes; Myliobatidae
Gene: ube2t
Product: ubiquitin-conjugating enzyme E2T (putative)
Exons: 7
Coding region: 105-695 (196 amino acids)
Source: RefSeq, a predicted model, not a curated record